AGGAGGAAGGCGCUGGCGGGCAGUGAUGGCGGCGGGUGAUGGGGACGUAAAGCUAGGCACCCUGGGGAGGGGCGACGAGCGCGGCGGCGGCGGCGACGAGAGCCGGGGCGGCGCGGGAGCGGUGGCAGCCGGGGGCGGCUGGGCGGCGGCGCUGCUGGCGGCGGGCGGGGAGAUGCUGCUGAACGUGGCGCUCGUGGCGCUCGUGUUGCUGGGGGCCUACCGGCUGUGGGUGCGCUGGGGGCGGCGGGGUCUGGGCGCGGGGCCCGGGGCGGGCGAGGAGAGCCCUGCCGCCUCGCUGCCCCGCAUGAAGAAGCGGGACUUCAGCCUGGAGCAGCUGCGCCAGUACGACGGGGCGCGCCAGCCGCGCAUCCUCCUCGCGGUCAAUGGGAAAGUCUUCGACGUGACCAAAGGCAGCAAGUUCUACGGCCCGGCGGGUCCAUAUGGAAUAUUUGCUGGCAGGGAUGCCUCCAGGGGACUGGCGACAUUUUGCCUAGAUAAAGAUGCACUUAGAGAUGAAUAUGAUGAUCUCUCAGAUCUGAAUGCAGUACAGAUGGAAAGUGUUCGAGAAUGGGAAAUGCAGUUCAAAGAAAAAUAUGAUUAUGUAGGCAGACUCCUAAAACCAGGGGAAGAGCCAUCAGAAUACACAGAUGAAGAAGACACCAAGGAUCACAACAAACAGGAUUGAUCUUUGUAAACAACCAAAGUCAGGGGCCUUCAGAACUGCAACUCUUACUCUCUUCAGAGAAUGUCCAGUGUCUUUGGGUCUGAUUCACCUGUUGCAAGAAACAUUCACCAGAGUAUACAAGAUCAAUGAGUCUCACUAUGAAGAUCUGAAUAUGAGGCAUUAUUUGUGCCACCAGAUGAAUUUGUUGCAGUUGUUUGUAAUGUCUGGUGGAUUUCA
This is a messenger RNA of Nannospalax galili (Upper Galilee mountains blind mole rat), 901 nucleotides long. RefSeq names its product progesterone receptor membrane component 2 (gene Pgrmc2). Gene Ontology annotation, cellular component: endomembrane system; membrane. The record is from RefSeq and is a predicted model, not a curated record. Bases 26 to 685 code for a protein of 219 amino acids. Lineage: Eukaryota; Metazoa; Chordata; Mammalia; Rodentia; Spalacidae. The transcript has 3 exons.